GGAAACCUAUGUUUCUGACUACUGGUUUAGCAUCUGCAAAGCAUUUCCUAAAGCAUUUCUAUAGGCAGAACACUUUAACUCAAGCUCGAAGGAACAUUUCACGUCACUAUGACCUUAGUAAUGAGCUUUUUGCUUUAUUCUUGGAUGAUACCAUGUCUUAUUCCUCUGCGGUAUUCAAGUCAGGUGAUGAAGAUCUAAGGACUGCACAAAUGAGAAAAAUAUAUCUUCUCAUUGAUAAGGCUAGGAUAAAGAAGAAUCAUGAGGUUUUAGAUAUUGGAUGCGGAUGGGGAACUUUGGCCAUUGAAGCGGUGUGAAUAACUGGAUGCAAAUACACUGGCAUUACUCUUUCUAUUGAACAGCUUAAAUAUGCAGAAGCAAAAGCUAAAGAAGCUAGACUUAAGGUUUGUAUACAAUCCAUUAAUUCAGUUUCUGAUCUCCAAUGCUAUAUUACUAACUAUUUAAUUUCAGGACCGGAUAACAUUUAAGCUCUGCGAUUAUCGCCAACUAUCUGAUGCUCAAAAAUAUGACAGAAUUAUAUCUUGGGAAUAUCUCUCUUGUAUAUCAAAAUAUGAACUUUUUGUGUUAUGAGUCUAUGACGACAUAACAUUUUCGAUGUUUUCAGUGAGAUGCUAGAACAUGUUGGCCACGAAUUCAUGGAGACAUUUUUUAGUCAUUGUGAAGCUGCGCUUACAGAAG
Camelina sativa (false flax) is the source of this 696-nucleotide messenger RNA. The record is from RefSeq and is a predicted model, not a curated record. Lineage: Eukaryota; Viridiplantae; Streptophyta; Magnoliopsida; Brassicales; Brassicaceae.